UCGGUUGUUGCUCUUUCUUCAGAUUGGAUUGUUUCUUUGUGUGUAAAAUUUUUGGUGGUCGCGAAACGUAAAUAUUAUCUUUUUUGUGAGUACGGUUUGUCAUAGCAUUCGACAAUACUAUCCACAACAUUACAAACAUAGUAGUCUUUCACUGCAGUUGUGUCACACGUAAAUGCCUUUGGAAGAAGUGAAAAAGUAAAAAAAAGUGCGUGAAAACGCCAUUUGUUGUGCUGAAUAUUGUGGAUUCGUUAGCGGAAGUGGGGACUGCUGGUUAUUAUCAUGACGAUCAAACCAGUGGUGAACCAAAAAAAUUCGAAAGAAGAUAGUCAGGAGGGUUCUUCACAAAAUCUCGUAAACAAUGGAACAGUUGUUCGUAACCCACACAGGAAUGUUGUUCUGAAUCAGCUGUCGACGUCAGAUAGUCAACAACUUCCGAGAGAAAAACGGGUUCAUACUCCACAUAGCUUUGACACCGAAAGUGUUCGCCAUAGGAGGAGCCCACACAAAAACCUUGGCCGUGUAAAACGCGAACAUCAUCACAAAAGAGACAACCGUGAGCGCGACAAAAAUGCGUCACCCAACUAUCAAGCCGUUUUGCCUUCUGUGAGCACCAAAAAACAAUCGACAUCUACAUGCCCCAGCCCAUUAGCAAGCGCUGGAGGGCGAUCACCCAAAAGCACCGUUUCCUCGGGAACCAAUGUAAAUGUAACUACUACCAGUAGCAGUAAAAAUUCGAUCAAUCUUACGGCGGCAAUCGAAGAAGCUCUUUCCGGUUACAACAGUGGCGAUGAACAUGUCGGACAAAAAGACGCACAACUUAGUCCGGAUGAAUGGAAAAAACGAGACGAAGCCUUUGGAAAAGUCAUGUCAGAACGAGGUUUUAUCAUCAAGGAUAUGGUAGAAGAUGGUGCCUGUCUGUUCCGAGCCAUAUCACUCCAAAUCUAUGGUGAUCAAGAUAUGCACGAGGUCAUCAGGCAACAGACGAUGGAUUAUAUUUACCAAAAUCGUGAAUAUUUUGCACAAUUUGUAACAGAGGAUAUUGACAGUUACAUUUCCCGGAAAAGAGCAAAUCAUGUUCAUGGUAACCAUAUAGAAAUUCAAGCAAUGUCGGAAAUGUACAACCGCUCAGUAGAGUUGUAUUGCUAUCAAUUAGAACCAAUUAAUAUCUUCAAUUCCGAUCAAAUUAAUAACGGAAAUGAACCUUUGCGGUUAUCAUAUCAACGUUGCUCACAUUACAACGCCAUUAUGGAUCCAUACAAAGCCUCAGUUGGUGUUGGUUUGGGUUUAGCUGGAUAUAGACCUGACGAACUGGACAUUAAGCAAGUGGCAGAUGCGGUACGAAUGAGCGAAGAACUAGAAAUCGAGCAAACCAUGUUUGAAGAUAAAUUAAAAACCACAGAUUGGGAAGCCACAAAUGAAGCAAUUGAAGAACAGAUAGCAAGAGAAUCUUAUCUACAAUGGUGCCGUGACAAUAUGCGCAAUAAUCCAGGAAAAACCGGUAAAAGCACCAGCACUAUAACAUCGAGUGAAGUCGCUGGGACAGGCUGUUGUAGCACAUCAGUUAGUCCCGAGAAAUCACCCAAGCAAAACUUAGAAACUUCAACAUCGUACUCGGAGUCACUUUUGCGAGACUUACGCAAAUCCACGUCUCCUUCACCUUCAAACCUUUCUCUCAGCCAAGGAAGCUGUUCAUCUAGUUCAAAAAACAGUUCGUUUGAACUGGAAUGUACCCUCCCCGAGACCUCUUGUUCUGUUCCGUACUAUUUCAACACGAGUAAUAGACGGAAGAAAAGGAAUCUAAAUUCUCCAGUGGAUAACCCCAGCACUGAAAUAUUGUCUAAAAGAGUGAAGCUAAUCACCAAUCGAACAAACGAAAUUGAAACAGAUAUUGGUGCAAGCACGUCCGGUACGACAAACAACGAAAAUAGACCCCGAAGUGAACCGGUUUCAGAGUUUUACCAAUCGUUACUGGAAUCUUCUUACACUGAUGAUGGUAGUUUUGCCCAAUUGAGUGAAAGAGAAAUGAUUCAAAAAGCACUAGCUGAGUCAGCAAUGGAUUUCGUGAAACGAAGUGAUCGAACUAAAGGUUCACAGGACGACAAAUAUGGAACCACUGAUGAGGAGUAUGAUUCGCCUUCGCCUUGAUUUAGUCAACUAACAAGUGAAUUAGGCAGGCACAUCAGGAAUUUUUCUAUUAUCGGAAAAAUUAUCUUCAUUCGUAUAAGUAAAGGGACAAAGCGGAAAUUUGCUGGUGUUUGUGCUCGCCAUUAACGUUAUUGUAUAUAGAAUUUUGUACCAAGCGGCGACACCAACUCUACGUUUAAGUCCAGACAAUUUUUGCUCUGUCUCUAAAUUCAAGUUGAAGUAGCGAUAUAGUUACUUUUAUCGAGUUCAAACCGAAUUCACACUGGUUACUGGUAAGGGUUUCUUCGAUCUAUAUUUAUACUGUCUCUAUCAUCAGAAGAAAAAAAUGUUUUUGUUGUACCAAAACCGCAAUCGCAAAAGGAAAUAUUAGAAAUUUAUUUUAGCUUGUUUACUAUUGAAUUACACUUUAAAAUUCAAGCCAGAACUAUGCCGACAUUUGUUUCUUUACAAUAAGUGAUUUCUUGAACUAUUGAUAUAUAACUACUAUAAAUUAAAAUCUAUACAUUAGUAAGUGUAGACGCUCUUCCAUAGAGCGUGACAUAUAUGUUUGGAUUGCAAAUACCACAAUAAUAAAUGUGAAAUUACGA
Messenger RNA from Malaya genurostris, 2732 nucleotides. RefSeq names its product OTU domain-containing protein 5-B (gene Duba). Bases 280 to 2145 code for a protein of 621 amino acids. Gene Ontology annotation, biological process: protein deubiquitination. The transcript is spliced from 7 exons. Lineage: Eukaryota; Metazoa; Arthropoda; Insecta; Diptera; Culicidae. The record is from RefSeq and is a predicted model, not a curated record. Gene Ontology annotation, molecular function: K63-linked deubiquitinase activity; cysteine-type deubiquitinase activity.